Lactuca saligna is the source of this 693-nucleotide messenger RNA. NCBI's taxonomy places the organism in Eukaryota, Viridiplantae, Streptophyta, Magnoliopsida, Asterales, Asteraceae. The record is from the annotation of a GenBank genome assembly.
GCACAAUCCUACGACAUCCAUCCGCCAUGGCUUCAAAAGCGAGGAAGUGGGCAACAAUCAUUUCUUUCACUGCUUCCAGAAUAUUCUUUUUCUUCAUCUUCUUCCAAAUUCCUCUUUUCAGAUUUCCAUGUAGAAUUGGAACAUGCAUGACACCAAUGGAGCUAACAUCUUCUCAUUUACUUGCGAGUGAAGUAAUUCCUUCAGGGGUAGUGACAGCUGUCCUUUACCCUGGAGCCAUUGCGAAAGCUCUUUUCAAUGAUAAACCUAUUCCAAAAUACAAAGCCUUAUUAGACUCAUACAAGUUAAAAAAUCUCAAGCAAAACCCUUCAGUUACUGAUCUUCAACAUAUCGAGGUUUUAGCAGGGAGUUAUUUGGCGAUUGCUGGUGCGAUGAUAGGGUUGUAUAGAUCAAGGAGGUUGGGGUUUUUUGGUAUGAUUUUGUUAAUUUGGGGACUUUCUAAAGAACCCCAUUUCUACAAAAGACAUGAAGUUCUCAAAUAUUACAAAAAUGCCAUUUCGGUUUACUACCCGACUAUGUCUAUCACGGUCGUUUCUGCUUUCCUUUCUAUAAGAAAUGAUGUUAGGAAGAUUGUUUCUUGUUUCAAGUGGAGUUUUUCAAAGUCUAAAUACAAAUGAAGCUUUCGAAAAAUCAUGUAUUUUUUUUUUUUUUUUUUAUUUAGUCCAAAUUGGUUCA